Messenger RNA from Sitodiplosis mosellana (orange wheat blossom midge), 1737 nucleotides. It is a transcript of the gene thoc5, whose product is annotated as THO complex subunit 5 homolog. Gene Ontology annotation, biological process: mRNA export from nucleus; positive regulation of DNA-templated transcription, elongation. The record is from RefSeq and is a predicted model, not a curated record. Gene Ontology annotation, molecular function: mRNA binding. Lineage: Eukaryota; Metazoa; Arthropoda; Insecta; Diptera; Cecidomyiidae. Gene Ontology annotation, cellular component: THO complex part of transcription export complex.
AAAUUCUAUGAAGAAGCACCCGAAACAAUAUCCAGACCGGAGAAAACACAAAACGAUGAACAUGUUCGGCGUUUGGCACGACUCGAAUGGGAAUUACAUCAGCGCAAAGAAUUGGCCACCAUGUGCAAAACACUGCAGACGGCUAAGGAAAGUGUUGCCCGUGAAAUUGAAUCCAAAACAAAUCGGCUACAAUCACUUAUGCCGUGCUUGGAUCAACUGCUCAAAUCGACACGACCAUUGCAAGAUGCACUCGAAAUUAAUGUCGAAAAAGAUUGGGCCGUUCAGCAUACGGCUCGGUUGUUGCCGCGUCCAUUGUACGUGGCCUAUGUUAAUUUGAGUGCCUACGCCGAGAUCAGCAAGAAACUCAUCGAUACGCGCAUCAUUGGUGAUGAAGAUGAGGCAAAGGAACUGGAAAAUACUGAUAAAGUCCACAACGAAGAUAAAAAGACCGGCGAUGAAUCGGACGACGCUGGCGACGAUGACGAUGAUCAAGAAAAUGAUAGACAACGCUCUUCAAAGAAACACCACCAUCGACGUCAAUUGAGCACCGUGACAACAGAGCAAGUCAAUGUGUACAAGCCACAUCCUUUAUCGAUCACGUUCAAAUUGCCGGUCGUUGCUCCAAAUGGACCAUCCUUAUCAAUUACAUUGUAUUACCUUACGGCGUUGCGCUUUGUCACGGUACAAACGAAAUUGGUUGAUUUUGAAACAGAAGGAAUUGCUGCCAGAGAUGUAUUGGAUCCAACGAAAAUCCUCAACUGUUUAGUGGCAAAUGAAAACGAUGAAAAUGAAGUGCUUCAUCCAAAAACUAAAUACACAUUGCAUCACUUUUCCUUGGAUCCGGCUGCGUUUUUCAUGAAAUUAGGUGAACAUCAACUUGGUAAACCGUUCACUUGGGCGCAAAAUAUGUGUGGUUUGAAUUUCAUAAUCAGUUCAAAGGCAGUGUCCAGCUUGUCGAACAAUGAGCUCACACAAGAGACUGUGCCGGUGAUUGUUGACAAAAUGCAUGUCCGUUUGAAGGCACGAUAUCAACUAUAUCGACAAGUGUUGCAAUUGGAGCAGCAAUUCUAUGGAAAUGGGUCGAAAAGUGCCGGUUCCAGUUCACCAUCUUGCAUUUUAGCACAAUGGUCACCCAUCACAUUCAUCGAAUACUCCGAACGUGCGCUGGCCACAAGCCGUUUUAUCGACGAGAAUUUGGUUACCACAAAUCAUUUAUUGUAUCAUGCCGUUUUGAUACGCAGUUCUGCCAAAAUGGAAUGUUUUGUCAGUGUUUCGCCAAAUUUCCCCAUUGAAUGUCCCAUCUGGGCCAUUACACUAAAUCUGAAUGGAUCUCGAUUACAUCCAUCGAACAGCAAUGACAUUAAGGAGAUGGAAUAUUGGAUCAAUUCCAUUGAAUCGUUCAAGAAGAAUGUGUCAAAUGUGUUGAUAUUGCAAUUGAAACGGGCCAUGUCAUCGUUAGACAUUUUUCUUGAGACGGAAUCAAUACGAUUGUCAUCGACAGCGAAUGAGAUCAAAGCUGAGAAAACAUUCUUGAAAGUAUUCCGCGGUCGCACACGCUCUCGUCCAUACAAAUUCAUCCAGAACGGUGGUUCAGUCAUCUAUACUCAAAUCUAAAAUGAAUGAAAGACAAAUAACAUCCUUUUUUUCUCAACGAUUGAUGCAUCUAUCGCUCUUCAUUAUAUAUCGAAGGCAUUAUUUUAUUGAAAAAUUCGAGAAAACAAAUAAAACAUACAAAAA